Molecule: messenger RNA, 1483 nt
Organism: Coffea eugenioides
Lineage: Eukaryota; Viridiplantae; Streptophyta; Magnoliopsida; Gentianales; Rubiaceae
Product: E3 ubiquitin-protein ligase CCNB1IP1 homolog
Exons: 10
Coding region: 291-1220 (309 amino acids)
Biological process (GO): chiasma assembly
Source: RefSeq, a predicted model, not a curated record
AAGUUCCGAUUCCGUUCAAAAGCAAUUCCAGCUUGGGUUUAUAGUUGAUUCAAUUGCUAAUUCCGUAAUUCACCUGCAUUGUCAGAAAUUUGCGAUGAGAAUGAUUUGAUUUGAUUUAAUUUUCAGAUACAUUUCGAUCAGAAAGCCAUUCCCUUGAAAUUUCAGAUUGAAAUUAGGAAUUUUGCAAAGAAGCGAGCGACGGAGUUAGUUCGUAAGAAGAACUUUCUUCUAUCAUCUGGUCUUUUCCCUGUUGUACCUGUCUAUUUGGUCACCUCUAUCUAAACAUUGAAAUGAGAUGCAAUGCAUGCUGGCGAGAAUUGGAAGGACAGGCAGUUUCCACCACUUGUGGCCACCUUCUUUGUCCCGAGGAUGCCAGUAAGAUUCUCAGCAACGAUGCUGCUUGCCCUAUCUGUGAUCAGGUGCUCUCUAAAAGCCUCAUGAAAUCGGUGGAUAUCAAUCCAAGUGAUGAAUGGACAAAUAUGGUCAUGGCUGGGAUAUCACCACAAAUAUUGAUGAAGAGUGCAUACAGAAGUGUGAUGUUCUACAUCGGGCAAAAGGAGUUGGAGAUGCAAUUUAAAAUGAAUAGAAUAGUAGCUCAGUGCCGGCAGAAAUGUGAGGUGAUGCAAGAAAAGUUCACUGAAAAACUGGAGCAAGUACAUACAGCAUACCAGAAAAUGGCUAAGAGGUGCCAGAUGAUGGAGCAAGAGAUUGAGAGCUUAUCUAAGGAUAAGCAAGAGCUCCAGGAAAAAUUUGCAGAAAAGUCUAGACAGAAAAGAAAGCUGGAUGAGAUGUAUGACCAAUUGAGAAGUGAGUAUGAGUCAACGAAACGAUCCGCUAUUCAACCUGCACCCAACUUCUAUCCAAGGGCAGAGCAUGAUUUGUUCUCAAAUCCUGCCAAUGUGAUGGAUAACAGAGACCCUAUCAGAAAAGAUUGGUCGGUUCUCACUCCUGAAACUCCAGGACCAAGAGAGGAUAUAUGGCCACCAGCAAGGCAGAACAGUUCAAACUCUGGCCCCUUUGACAUCUCAAGUGGUUCGCCUGCGCUACAAUCUGGAAUCCCUGUUGAUGCUGGUAACAAAAGGGCUGGUGCUCGUCCUGUUUUUGGCGCUGGUGGAGGAGCUGGUGCUAGCAACCCGUCAAUGACUUUGAGGAAUCUCAUCCUUUCACCAAUAAAGAGGCCUCAGCUCUCUCGAAACCGCACCCAAUUGUUCACGUUGUAGAUUGGUGGCCUUCUUGUUGUUGACUCUUUGAUUGACAAUUUCAAUAGAAAAGGGAAAAGUAGGGCUCAUUGUGCAGAUGAGAUUUUCUUUUUAUCUUUGACACGAAGGAAAUUGCUCAGAGUAUACUUGUUGAUAAAGCAACUGCUCCAACUAGGGGGGAAAUAACAAAUACGCUGCUCUAUCAGCUAAAUGAUCAUUGUAAAUUUGUAAUACAAACCAUGGACAAGUCAUAAUGGAGUUCUAGACUACAACUCUGUGCUUCA